This is a messenger RNA of Marasmius oreades (fairy-ring Marasmius), 489 nucleotides long. RefSeq lists its product as uncharacterized. The record is from RefSeq and is a predicted model, not a curated record. Lineage: Eukaryota; Fungi; Basidiomycota; Agaricomycetes; Agaricales; Marasmiaceae. Bases 1 to 489 code for a protein of 162 amino acids. The transcript is spliced from 3 exons.
AUGAUUCUCUCAGCAGAUGAGAAUCUUCCACCUCCACCUCCAUACGAGGCUCAAGAGAAACAUGGCUCGUCUUCUCGUCUUCUCGUCUACCCACCGAAUCUACAAGCUCGUCGCGUUCUCCAGGUGGACCCUCUGAUCCUCAGUCAAAGCGCGACCGCUCCCUUCAUCCUCUUUAACCUUACCGCUUUGCCUCUCCCAAACCCCCAAACCCGUCGUCGUGCCAGAUGGGAUUCACCUUUUGUCAAGGGCUAUAACAAAUUGCUCGCAGACGUAGGAAUACCUCAAGUGCCCUUUCUCAACUUUAUCAACGUCAACUUUAUCGACGGGUUGAAUCUCGCUAUAGCUGUAUCUCCACCUCUCCGCGUUGUAGAUAUCACAGGUAAAGCUAUUGGUUAUGUAUCACUGGGCAAUGAUCUCAGGGACCUACCAUUCUACAACCUUCCACCUCCCAAACUGGACCUUCCGCACACGUCCUCUCCAAAACCCUAA